Molecule: messenger RNA, 560 nt
Organism: Aspergillus versicolor CBS 583.65
Lineage: Eukaryota; Fungi; Ascomycota; Eurotiomycetes; Eurotiales; Aspergillaceae
Exons: 1
Coding region: 177-347 (56 amino acids)
Source: RefSeq, a predicted model, not a curated record
GAAGACCCCGAAGGUCGUGUUUGUGGGCCGCGGCCAGAAGAGGGCUUAUUUCCUGUAAGCCUGGGAAAUGCGGCUUCGAUUACAUCAAAAAUUAACCUAGCCUAGCAUCUUUACAAUGGUCUCAAGUUGGGUAAGGAUGAAGUGGAAAGUAUGAGCGUAUGGACCAACGAGGAAGGAUGGGACAAGCCGCUUGCUGCAGCAAAGCCAUGGCUCAGGUACUGAGGAUGGCCUUGUUUCUGCUGAUGUCGUUCAGUUUAUGUCGUGACGGCCGUGGCCGUUGUCAUGGCCUCCUUUGUAUCGUUGCUUCAGCUUAUCCAGUAUUUAGCAUCCUCAGUGUUUCGGUUUAAAGUGACCCAAUAUGAAUUGGAAAUACAUCCGUGGAAUGACAGGCUCCCGUGUACCUCUCUCAAUAUUUCUUCUGGGGCCUUACACAAAGACACUCAUGUCGCACUAUGCAUUCUGCUGACAGUAUACUUAAAUUUGCGCCCCUGUGCCUGUGGACCUCGUGCCUCGGAACAGCGACGGAAAACAGCUCGUCUCCAGACCUUUACCACCCCAUA